AUGACUCUCAGAGAUACUAAUAGGGCUAUGUUAUGUAAGUUCGUAUGGAGAAUCAAACAUGAGAAAUCAGAGGCCAAUGCAUUCCUGAAGGCAUGGUUUGUCAAGAAAGAUGGCAGAUUUAGAAAAGGUGGAUUUUCUUCCUCUAUUGCCUUGGGUGUUAAAAAAGUAUGGAACAUUGUGGAAGAAAAUGAGAGAUGGAUUAUCGAUAAUGGUAAUCUAGCAAAUUUUUGGAAGGACAAGUGGUGGGGACUUAAAUCCAUGUUGGAGGCGCUUCAGUUAAUGGACCUACCCAAUCUCAGGUUCAAUGCCAAGGUGAGAGAGUUCAUUCAUAGUGGAGAAUGGGCACUCACUGGGGUGAGAUUGGUGGAUCUGUCCAGAUUUUUUGACAAAAUUCUCAAGAUAAAAAUUCCUUCAGGAGGCGUGGAAGAUAUGUACUGCUGGUCUUUAUCGACUCUGGGAUCCUUUUCCACUUCCUUGGCUUGGGAAGGAUGGGCGAAAUUAAAUUCAGACGGCUGCACGCUGGGCAAUCCGGGAAAAGCAGGUGGGGAUGGUAUUCUGCGUAAUGCGAAGGCUGAAGUGUUAUAUAACUACAGAGAGUUCCUUGGAAUUUGCACAAAUUUUGAGGCAGAAUUUCAGGUUAUUAUUGCAGGAAUUAAAGCUGUUGACUGA
This is a messenger RNA of Macadamia integrifolia, 669 nucleotides long. RefSeq lists its product as uncharacterized. The record is from RefSeq and is a predicted model, not a curated record. Bases 1 to 669 code for a protein of 222 amino acids. Lineage: Eukaryota; Viridiplantae; Streptophyta; Magnoliopsida; Proteales; Proteaceae. The transcript has 2 exons. Gene Ontology annotation, molecular function: nucleic acid binding; RNA-DNA hybrid ribonuclease activity.